Scutellospora calospora is the source of this 379-nucleotide messenger RNA. Lineage: Eukaryota; Fungi; Glomeromycota; Glomeromycetes; Diversisporales; Gigasporaceae. The record is from the annotation of a GenBank genome assembly.
GCCAACAAUUUAUGAUCUUAAUAAUUCUUUGAAACUUGUAACUACUUCAGAAGAAUCUACAAACACUGAUGUGUUUGAAAAUUUAGUUACAUCAUUUUUGGCUAUUUUAUCAGAAAUAGAGCUUCUAUAUAUGCUACCAUACCAACGUAGAAAACAUGAUUGGUUUCCCAAGCUUAUAUUUGGACUUGAUAAACUUAAUAAUAUUGCUUCUAAAAUACAAAAUAACAAUUGGGAUUAUAAUAUCGAAAUGCCAUUUCUUUCUAAUGCUUUGUUAGAAAUCAUAGAUAAAAAAAAACCAAAAGAUGCACAAAUUAGUAUAUUGAUUCAAAAAAUUGGUGAAAUGCAAAAAAAAUUAGAAAAUAUUUUAGAAAAGAAGUAA